Molecule: messenger RNA, 1245 nt
Organism: Solanum stenotomum
Lineage: Eukaryota; Viridiplantae; Streptophyta; Magnoliopsida; Solanales; Solanaceae
Exons: 6
Coding region: 1-1245 (414 amino acids)
Source: RefSeq, a predicted model, not a curated record
AUGCAGUUGGGUGACGUCGAAAGGCGCUACCCUCUGAAUGACCAUGCCAGGGCACUACUUGACAUUGGUCAUAAGUUUCGAGAGUCGAUCAAGAAUGAUAUUUCGACUGAUGAGGAGAACAUGCGUACUAGCUCAUAUGUGGAUUAUGACUCUGAGGAUGAGAUAGACCCCGCACAGAUCGUGCCUCUUCGUAGAGCUAACACACAGAAUGCUAAUGUACGCAAUGCUAACACAGUUCCUCCAGUUUCAAACCAUGAUGUUACGAAUGCAGAAUUUCAUAAUGUGAUCCAACUCUUGGCUCAGAGUGUGGCCAAUCAAAAUAAUCAGUUCUUCUCGAGAGCGGUGAGGGAGGCUAAAGAUCAGGAGUUUAUGAACUUGAAACAGAGUUCAAUAUCGGUCCAACAGUAUAGACUGAAGUUCACUGAGCUCUCCAAGUAUGCUCCACACAUGGUUGCCGAUCUAAGGGCGCAGAUGAGUAAGUUUUUAUUUGGGGUCGAUGGAGAUAAACUUAGGGAAACAACUAAGGACAACAAAAAGGCUAGAACAGGUAACUAUGAGUACUCUCAGCAAAAGUCGGGUAGUGGAAGUCGCUCGCAGUUUCAGCAGAAAUCUACAGCCCCAGCACCUUCAUCAGCUAGUGCUCCAUCUCCCAGGCUUCGACAGGAUCAAAAGGGUAGGGCAUCAGGCUCUAAGUCACAGGAGAGUGCUUCAGGUAAUCAGACUUUUCCAACUUGCCCGAAGUGUGGUAAGAACCAUCCGGAUGAGUGUCUUGCUGGCAUAGAAGCUCAGUCUACAGCUCUAGCAGCACCAGCAGGUCGCCCAACUCAACAAAGUGUUUCAUCUGGUACACAAGUGGUGAUCAGUGCCAGAACAUGUUAUUCAGGGGCUACACUGUCUUGUGUAACUCCCUAUAUAGCAGUUAACUUCAGUGUCAGUCUAAAAACUCUCUCAGAACCCUUCUCAGUCUCUACUCCAGUUGGUGGCCCAGUUAUAGCUCCACCGGUAUACAAAAAUUGCCCUGUCACAGUCUCUCAUAAAGUCACCUCAGCAAGAAGGAUGAUCUCUAAAGGGUAUAUCUAUCAUCUUGUUCGAGUUAAGGAUUCAAACUUUGAAACCCCAACUCUCGAGUCAGUCCUAGUAGUAAAGGGGUUUCUAGAAGUGUUCUCUGAAGAUCUUCCCGAAGUUACUCCAGAAAAGGAAAUUGACUUCGGAAUUGAUCUCCUUCUAAAGACCCAACCUAUUUAG